GAUCGCGAGAGAAAGAUCUGAGCCCACGCGUCACCUUGCAGCCAGCGUUGCAGAAUCCAGACGAACCCCUUCGAUCCAGUCACCGCCAUGCUGCGCCCAGCGACCGUCGUACGGCCAUUUACAGCGCCAAUGAGGCUGCUGACAGCUCAAUCGACGCCGGCAACCCUUCUCACCAGACGAUAUCUCGCAACGACAUCAACCCAAACACCAUCACCUUCUGAACCCCUAGUCACACCAACACCAACAACACAACCUCCAUCUGAAGCCUCCUCCGCCUCUACUAGCCCCCAGUUCCAAAACCAACAACAACCCCAAUUACAGCAACACCAAACCUGCCAACCACGAAAACAACCCCUCCCCUACCGCGUCUCGCGCACGCCCUCCAACAACCUCGCCGUCUACGAGCUCGCCAAGCGCGGCGGCAACAAGCUCCUGACAACCAUCAAAAAAGUUGAGGGCGACCGCGCCGCCUUCCGGACCGAGCUCGCGCGCGGGCUGGGUCUGGCCGAGGUGGACGACAAGGGCAGGAAGACGGUGGUGGUGAACACGCUGACGGGCCACGUCAUUGUUGCGGGCCAUCGCAAGAACCAGGUUGUGGAGUGGUUGGAGAAGCAGGGGUUUUGAAGUGACGAAGAGUGAUCAGUCUCGUAAAGGAAUGGGUGUGAGAAUAGAGAGGGCUGGACGAAUGAGAUGCUGUUGACGGUGAUUGCAUCACAUGUGUCAUAGGCCCGAUUACCAGAGAAGGGGACAACUUGACCGAGAAGCGUGCGGGAAUCUGUAUAAAUGGCGUGGAAGGGAGCGUGGAACAUCGCAAAGGCAAGAUGGGGAUAUGGGCAGGAAGACUCGGAUAGAGAGGGUGAGAGCAUUAUUGCUUUAAUCCAGCUCGCGAUGGGAAACUUGUACCGGGCCCAUUGUACAAUAAAUACACCGUAUACACAGCAUCAGACGCAUCACCGCCAGACCGGCGGCAUUGUGUGCAAACCUGAUACUCAUGGACAACCGAGACCGACCCAUCAAUAUAUCACACAUGCU
Molecule: messenger RNA, 1032 nt
Organism: Parathielavia appendiculata
Lineage: Eukaryota; Fungi; Ascomycota; Sordariomycetes; Sordariales; Chaetomiaceae
Exons: 2
Coding region: 88-624 (178 amino acids)
Biological process (GO): translation
Cellular component (GO): ribosome; mitochondrial large ribosomal subunit
Molecular function (GO): structural constituent of ribosome
Source: RefSeq, a predicted model, not a curated record